CUUCCUCACUGCAGCUGCUGUGGCCAUAGGCUGGAUUGAGGGACCAUAGAGUUAUCCAAUCACCAAUGCAAGACCCUGUCCCCCAGCAGGGCGAGGAGGCCAGAGAGUGAUGAAACCCCACCAGUGUGGCUUCACUGUGCUCAGGAGGAACCAGCGAUAAGGUGUCAGUUAAAGGGGCAGUCUUCUGAGGUUGAGAGGCUGGGAGCCCACAGCAAGUGACUUGGUGCCAAGCUGAUGCAGCUUUGUUCGGCACCCAUUCUGACAGAGAAGUUGCAGCUGGCACUUCUGGGGAUGUUCACAGAGCGUAUCAAACCUCAGACAGGAGGGCCGCAGAGCCAGAGCCUGAGCCCAGCUGGGCAGUAUGGGGCCUUGGCUUCAGGUACCCGUUUGCCUUCCUCCACAUCUGCCUCCUGGAGCCUGCCCCGCUGGAGAGCAUACCUGGCUGCAGGUGUUCUCUGUUACAUCAACCUUCUGAACUACAUGAAUUGGUUCAUCAUCCCAGGAGUGUUACUGGAUGUCCAGGAGUAUUUUCACAUCAGUGACAGCCAUGCUGGUUUGCUGCAGACAGUGUUCAUCAGCUGCCUGCUGGUGUCUGCACCUGUGUUUGGCUACCUGGGUGACCGAUACAGCCGCAAGGCCAUACUGAGCAUCGGGAUCCUGCUGUGGUCAGGGGCUGGCCUCUCCAGCUCCUUCAUCUCCUACCAGUAUUCCUGGCUCUUCUUCCUGUCCCGGGGGAUCAUGGGUACCGGUGCAGCCAGCUAUUCCACCAUUGCACCCACUGUUCUGGGUGACCUCUUUGUGAAGGACCAGCGGACCCGUGCACUGACUGUCUUUUACAUCUUCAUCCCUGUUGGAAGUGGACUGGGCUAUGUGCUGGGGUCAACUGUGGCGGAGCUGACAGGGAACUGGCGUUGGGCCCUCCGAAUCAUGCCCUGCUUGGAUGCCACGGCCUUGGCUCUGCUCAUCUUGCUGGUUCCAGACAUACCCCGAGGAGCAGCUGAGAAACAGGGAGAAGGGGCUGUGAGGACUCCGAGGAGCAGCUGGUGUGAGGAUGUCAGAUACUUGGGGAGAAACUGGAGUUUUGUGUUUUCAACCCUUGGAGUGACAGCCAUAGCCUUUGUGACUGGAGCUCUGGGCUUCUGGGCACCCAAAUUUCUGUUUGAAGCUCGCGUGGUCCAUGGCCUGCAGCUUCCCUGCUUCCAAGAACAGUGCAACAGCCAGGACAGCCUGAUUUUUGGGGCACUGACCGUGGCAACUGGUGUUAUUGGUGUCAUGCUGGGGGCAGAGGCUUCAAGAAAGUACAAGAAGGUGAACCCCAGGGCUGAGCCCCUCAUCUGUGCUUCUAGUCUGUUUGCUACAGCUCCCUGCCUCUACCUGGCUCUCAUCUUGGCCUCACGGACCCUCCUGGCCUCCUAUGUGUUCCUGGCCCUAGGGGAGCUUCUUCUGUCUUGCAACUGGGCAGUAGUUGCUGAUAUCCUCUUGUCAGUGGUGGUGCCCAGGUGCCGGGGCACGGCAGAGGCCCUCCAGAUCACAGUGGCCCACGUCCUGGGAGACGCUGGCAGCCCCUACCUCACUGGACUUAUCUCCAGUGUCCUGCAGGCUGAGCGCCCCGACUCCUACCUGCAACACUUCCUCAGCCUGCAGCACAGCUUUCUGUGUUGCGCCUUUGCCAUCGUGCUGGGUGCUGGCUGCUUCCUGCUGACUGCACUGCACCUGGAAAGAGACCAGGCCCGGGCCAGGCAAUCUGGCAGAGGAACUCUGGACAACAAGGACAUAGCCAGCAGGAACACCGGAGAGCCAAGGGCUGCUAUCUGACACCAGUACCCCACAGAGUAGCCCUGAGCCCGGCUUGCAGUAAGCAGGCUCCAUCCUACCUACAUCCUGGGAGCCCCACCCAUCUUGGCUGUGACUCAGGGACCCCAGCUAAGCUACACUUGCCACUUUUUCAAUCCCCACUAGAGAGCUGCCAGGAUUGAGCUGUCACCAUCCUCCAGGGAGUCUGGGCCCUGUGUCUUCACCCUCCAGGGAGACCAGGCCCUUAUUAAAGCAUGACCAGUGCAAAGCCCUCGGAUUUCAGGGCUUCU
Molecule: messenger RNA, 2084 nt
Organism: Arvicanthis niloticus (Nile rat)
Lineage: Eukaryota; Metazoa; Chordata; Mammalia; Rodentia; Muridae
Gene: Spns3
Product: SPNS lysolipid transporter 3, sphingosine-1-phosphate (putative)
Biological process (GO): transmembrane transport
Cellular component (GO): membrane
Molecular function (GO): transmembrane transporter activity
Source: RefSeq, a predicted model, not a curated record